Molecule: messenger RNA, 2448 nt
Organism: Vespa crabro (European hornet)
Lineage: Eukaryota; Metazoa; Arthropoda; Insecta; Hymenoptera; Vespidae
Exons: 6
Coding region: 660-1775 (371 amino acids)
Cellular component (GO): extracellular region
Molecular function (GO): chitin binding
Source: RefSeq, a predicted model, not a curated record
UUUCCUCCUUAUUCGAAACGGUCGAUAAUCGUUCUCGUUUUUUUUUUUACACGCAAAUUAAAUAACUCGUGAUCGUGUUUUCAGUUUACGUACAUUAACACGCACACAUACAUAUACACAAACACACACACACACACACACACACAUACACACACAUACACACACACACACACAUACACACAUAUCCGCAUAAAAUUUAUUUCUAAUUAACAAAUUAAAUUUAAAGUUAUCGUUUAAAUAAAAUUGUGUAUUUUAACUGGGAGGAAAAAAACAAAAAAAAAUAACAAAAAAGUGUUAAAUAUUGGAAAAUACAGUGAAAGUGUCGCUUUUUUUCUUUCUUUCUUUCUUUCUUUUUUUAUAAAAAACUUCGACAUUUCUUCAAAAAGAUAUAACAGUGCAUUAGCAUACUAGAGAGGACCCAAACCAAGAAAAUAGAAAGGAUGCGAUUGAUCGUACAGAUUUAAGAGUGGAGCCGAAGCCGAAACCGAAAUCGAAGUCAAAGUCAAAGUCGAAGUCGAAGUCGAAGUCGAAGUCGAAGUCGAAGUCGAAGUCGAAGUCGAAGUCGAAGUCGAAGUCGAAUUGAUUGAUUAAUUAAUUGAUUGAUUAAUUGAUUGAUUAAUUAAUUGAUUGAUCGAUCGAUCGAUCGUAAAUCGAUUAAGAUGAACGGAAACGGAAAGAUGAACAAUAGCACUAAUAGCAGUAUUAACAAUAAUAAUUGGUGCCGCCAGCUGACAUUGAUUAUCACGAUUUUUUUAUUGCUAUCUGUUGCAGUAGCUGAAAAGCAAAAACGUCAAAUCUUUAGGGAACAAGUAUUGCCAGCUCUUGGUGGGAAAAUACCAGAGGAAGCUUUUAGAACUGAUCGUUUGGCGCUAAAUCGUUUGAACAAAGAAGGCAUUACAAUACCGGAUGGUAUUGUACUAGACGCGAGACAGGUUCAUAAACAUCCACAUACUUCCCAGCAUAUGCCUAAGAUCAUUAAAGUAUACUUAACGCCUGAUGGUAGAUACGUACCACCCGAAGGUCGGACUCAUUAUGAUCAUCCGAAAGCCGUCGACACAACUUACAUCAUUCGAACGCCUUUCGGAAGACCCGAGAAACCAAUGAAUAACUUUGGAAAUUACAAGCAUCAUAGAAUGCAUAACAAACAGCAACCUUAUCCUAAUUACAGGCAACAGCUUGUACCAUUGAUUCCACCUACCAAACCUGGUGUUUAUAAGCCAAUAGUGACGCCAUUGAUGUUACCAGCGAAUCCUAAUUUCUUUGAACGAACGUAUUUGCCUACCUUGGAUCUUGAAUACGAUUGGGAUACCGUUUAUCGACCUUUCAAUGAAUAUUACGUCGACAACAUACUGUUUAAUUCUCAUCAGAUUCUCACGGAUUAUCAAGGAUUUCUCGACGAAUUUCACGGAAGAUCGUUAAGACACGUUGUUGGCAAAUCCAACGAGAGAAACAAUUACGAUAAUGGCGCAGAUCGGCACAGAUACAAUUCGAACAAAAUUAUUCGAACGAAUGUUCGUUCUAAUGGUUAUCGCGAUAACAAGUAUAAUAAUAAUAUCACAUCAAAUAUUAGUUACACGAAUCUCACGAUAAUUCCAGAGACUGAAUUUUCUUGUCGUGGAAGGAAGGGUAUGUUUGCUGACGUAGAAACCAAGUGUCAAGUCUUUCAUAAUUGUUCUGGUUGGUCGAGAACGUCUUCUCUUUGUCCACCUGGUACGGCUUUCAGCAAGGAUAAAAAUCGAUGCGAAUGGUGGAACACCGUCCAAUGCAGAGAAUGAUGAGAUAACUAAAAAUAACAAGUGUAUUCGAAGUCGAUUGAUCAUCGGACUUUAAACGAUACAUGAACUUUAACCAUUGAGUAUUUUUCAUUCGACUAAAGAUUUUUUAUAACAUCUUUAGUUAUAUAAAAAAAAACAUCAGGAAAAUUUAACUUUUAACGAUCCUCAUUAAUUUAAAUAUUCAUAAAACAUUUCAAUGUGUUGGAUUAAUAAGAUACACGAUUAUUCAAAUGUAAGCACACGUAAUUGAUCCAAUCGCUAAUAUGAAAAAAACGGGGCCAGUCUCAAUAUGAAAAAAGAGCUCAGUUCUCAAUUAAAAAAUUUACAAGAUAAGAAUAAUGUGCAUGGUUUAGUUCAUAAUUACGACACAAUAUUGUAAGGCAUUUUAAAUGAAUACAGUGUCGGUUUCCAAGAACAAUACUGUGCUUAUGAUUAUGUAAGCAAGUCACAUGAUAACUACAAACGUGAUAUCCGUAGUAAAAAAUUAUUCAGCCAUAACGUCGUAAGAUACAGUGUAUGAAUUAAGAUCUGCGUAAAUCUAAGAAAUUUUGUACAAGUUAUUUUUUAUAGUAAAAUGUUAAUACACGGAUCAUCUGAAACUGAUUUAAUCUCACAUCACAAUAAACCUCAUAAACUCAUAAUUCUCAUCUUUUUAUAAAAAUUUGAGAUAUUA